Chrysoperla carnea is the source of this 2443-nucleotide messenger RNA. RefSeq names its product facilitated trehalose transporter Tret1-like. The transcript has 3 exons. Gene Ontology annotation, molecular function: sugar transmembrane transporter activity. NCBI's taxonomy places the organism in Eukaryota, Metazoa, Arthropoda, Insecta, Neuroptera, Chrysopidae. The record is from RefSeq and is a predicted model, not a curated record. Gene Ontology annotation, cellular component: membrane. The coding region runs from base 253 to 1737 and encodes 494 amino acids. Gene Ontology annotation, biological process: transmembrane transport; carbohydrate transport.
CUUAUAAAACAGUUCACUUAGUGAUAAGCUGUCUUACAAAUAUUUUGAGUACAAAUGUUGUUUUUUUUUUGUAUAAUUAUCAGUAGUUCAAUUAUUUAUUAGUAGUACACACAUUAUUGUGUGAUUUUAAGAUUCAUUGUUACUUAAUACGCGCUUAACGCUUGGAUGUGUUUUAUUUAAAUAAUAAGUGCUUCAUUAACAUAAAAGGAUUUUUUGUUUAACAUUUAAAACGAAGCAAGCACAUCUGAAAAUAUGCCGAAAGAGGGUGAAAAAUUGGGGGUUAGUAGUUUAACAUUAGUGUCAGAAUCUGGAGUUGGAUAUGGACAAGCUCGACAACUUACGCAAUAUACUGCUGCCAUUGCAGUUACAAUGGGUGCUCUUGCCGCUGGUACUGUUUUAAGUUGGACAUCACCCACAAAAACACAAAUUGUCGACAAUGGAGAUUUAGGAUUUACUGUGACUGAUGAUGAAUUUAGUUGGGUAGGAGGUUUAAUGUGCUUAGGAGCGGCAGUAAUAUGUUUUCCAAUUGCACUCGUAAUGGAUGUGAUUGGUAGAAAAAUUACUAUGCUCCUGUUAAUUAUUCCGUUUACAAUUGGCUGGUGCUUAAUAUAUUGGGCUGAAUCUGUAUUAAUGCUAUAUUUUGGACGAUUUUUAACUGGUCUAGCGGGUGGUGCAUUCUGUGUAAGUGCUCCAUUGUAUACAUCAGAAAUCGCACAAAAAGAAAUACGUGGUACUUUAGGAAGUUAUUUCCAAUUGAUGGUUACAGUUGGUAUACUUUUCGAUUACGUGGCUGGUGCAUUUCUAAGCGUUUCAGAUUUAACAUUAUGUUGCUUAAUUAUUCCUUUCAUCUUUGUUUUGGUAUUCUUCUUCCAACCAGAAACACCAGUUUAUUACGUCAAAAAAGGAAAAAUUGAAGAUGCACGUAAAUCAUUAACAUUCUUUCGGGGACCACAUUACAAUGUUGAGCUUGAAUUGCAAGAUAUGAUUGCUGCAAAUGAGGAUUCAAGUUCAGGUUAUACUUCUCGAACUCAAAUUUUAAAAACAAAAGGAGCACAGAAAGCAGUUUUGAUUUCAUUUGGCUUAAUGUUAUUCCAACAGUUCAGUGGUGUAAAUGCUGUCAUUUUUUAUGCUGGUAAUAUAUUUAAAGAAGCCGGUGUCGGUAUUAAACCCGACUAUGCCGUAAUAAUUGUUGGAGUCAUGCAAGUAAUUGCAACAUUUAUUGCAUCAAUCGUUGUCGAAAAAUUAGGUAGAAAAAUUCUGUUGCUAGCAUCCGAUAUAGUUAUGGCUAUUUGUAGUAUUCUCCUAGCCGUUUAUUUCAAUCUAACUGAAGAAAAUAAAACAUCCGUGUCAUGGUUACCGAUUUUAGCACUAUCAUUGUUCAUAAUAUUAUUUUCACUUGGAUUUGGGCCCAUUCCAUGGAUGAUGGUGGGUGAAGUUGUACCCAAAGAAUUAAAAAGUACUCUUACAUCAACGGCAUGUACAUUUAAUUGGGUUUUAGCAUUUUUUGUUACCAAAUUUUACCAGCCAUUAUCAGAUGCAACUAGUCAAUCUGCCACAUUUUAUGGAUUUGCUACAGUGUCUAUAAUUGGUACGAUAUUUGUAUUUUUAUUAGUCCCUGAAACUAAGGGCAAAACUUUAGAUGAAAUUCAAAGAGAGUUAAAUGGUGAACCACGUUUAACCCAUCAUCCAGCUGGUGGUGCUCAAACAAAUCCAGGAUAUAAUAAAAAUGAAAAUUAGGAUAAGUAAUUUAUUUUGUGAUUUAUUUUUUCGUUUGAUUCUUCUAGUCAUUCAGUUUUGAGAAAUGAAUAGAUAAACCUAUUAUAUAUAUUUAUAAAUUGAAUAUUUUUUAAACUGAUAUCCAAACUUAUGACAUUGUAUGAGUUUAUAAUUUUUCACAAAAUUAUUUUUUACUGUCAAAUAUGCCAUAAACUAAAAAAAAAAGCUUUGAGUAGAUUCAGGAACUGUUACUAAAAUGAGAUUUACAAUAUGGUGAUAAUUAAUUUAAAAUCUUGUUGAUAACCGAAAUAAUAGCAUCGUCUAUGAACAUGCCUUAAGGCUGUACCCUGAUUGUAAGUAUGCCUGAUUAUAAAUCCAUCUGGAGUCCACUACAAUACAUAUAAUUGCCAUAGUUAGUUGCAACGGAUUUGCUUACAAUCUUAACAUAACUUCUAACAAUAAGAUUAAUUUCAGGGCCGGAUUAACCCUCAACGAGGCCCUAGGCAACCAUCAAUUUGGGGGCUCUUUUUUUCACGUCCGUUCCCUUCUUUUUUCGAUUAAAAAAUACACACUUAUAUCUUUCAUAAAAAUUUUAUUGUCACAAUGUAAUAAUGUCAAUAAAAUUACUAUCUACAUUUUAAACAUGUCGUUUUCUACAUUUCGAUUUUGUUCAAUAAAUCUGACUCAAUGCAAAGUAUACCUAACAUCUCGAGUCGCGUUGUAGCUC